ACGGCUUGUUUUGAAUCUUUUUGAAGAGAUUCUCUUGUACUCUUAACCAUUUCUCUUUCUCUCUUUCUAUCGGUUAUCUGUCCACACUACACCAUGAAAAGAAAACUCUUACCUAUUCAAUGCUUCGUGAACAAGCAGCUUCAAUCUUACAUCACAAAAUUGAGCUUCAACAACUUAAGGCUUUACCCAUCUCCAGUCAAAAUUGUUGAGGUUGGACCUCGAGAUGGAUUACAGAAUGAGAAAAAAGUGAUCGAAACGUCUACAAAAGUGGAUUUAAUCAACAGGUUGAACAAUUGUGGUUUGAAGGUGAUUGAAGUUACUUCAUUCGUCUCACCAAAAUGGGUACCUCAGAUGGCUGAUAAUAAACAAGUGUACAGUCAAAUUGAAAAGAAACAUGAUGUGAGUUAUCCUGUUUUGGUGCCAAAUCUGAAUGGAUUGGAAAAUGCGAUCAAAUCUGGUGUCAAAGAGAUUGCUGUUUUCUCUGCCGCUACAGAAGCUUUCUCAAAUAACAAUACUAAUUGCUCUAUCGAAGAGGGUUUUAUUCGAGUUGAAGAAAUAAUGAAAGUGGCAUUGAAAGCAGGCCUUAAUGUCAGAGGAUAUUUGUCUUGUGUCAUUGGCUGUCCAUAUGAAGGUCAAGUUGAUCCCGACAAGGUUACUCAAUAUGCACAACGAUUGCAUGAAAUGGGAUGUUAUGAAGUUUGUCUUGGAGAUACAAUCGGUGUUGGAAAUCCCGGGACAAUGGAAAGGUUAUUAGAAAAAGUAACUCGUCGCAUUCCGUUGGAUUGUUUAGCUCUUCAUUGCCAUGAUACUUUUGGAAUGGCUUUGGCCAAUAUCUAUACAGCUCUCCAAUUUGGUAUUUCAACAUUUGACUCGUCAAUCGCCGGUCUCGGUGGAUGUCCAUACGCUCCAGGUGCCACUGGAAAUGUAGCCACGGAAGAUUUAGUGUACAUGCUUCAUGGUAUGGGCAUUGAAACUGGAGUCAAUUUUGAUAAUCUUGUUGAAACAAGUUCAUUCAUCUGCUCUAUCCUCGGUCGUGAAUCUGCAUCCAGAGUAGUGAGAGCUUUACGUGCCAAAAAUUCCAAAUGCUUAGUUUAGACCAAAACGAGCCCGAAUUAACUCCUAAAGAAGUUCGAGAAUUUUUAAAAGGAAAAUUAACUUAUUUCAAAAUACCUAAACAUGUGAAGAAACAGACAAUUCAAAAAACAUUGGACACUCGAAAGCAUAAUUAUAAUUGUCUUGAUUGGCCAUAUUUUAAAUAAUAUUUUGUUUUCCAUUUUCGCUUUAUUAAAAAUUAUUUUCUUUCUGGUCUCCCAGUUAGAUUGUAAAAGUUAUUGUAUUUAAA
Tetranychus urticae (two-spotted spider mite) is the source of this 1342-nucleotide messenger RNA. RefSeq names its product hydroxymethylglutaryl-CoA lyase, mitochondrial. The record is from RefSeq and is a predicted model, not a curated record. NCBI's taxonomy places the organism in Eukaryota, Metazoa, Arthropoda, Arachnida, Trombidiformes, Tetranychidae. Gene Ontology annotation, molecular function: hydroxymethylglutaryl-CoA lyase activity. Gene Ontology annotation, biological process: ketone body biosynthetic process; L-leucine catabolic process.